Paramecium tetraurelia is the source of this 7152-nucleotide messenger RNA. RefSeq lists its product as uncharacterized. NCBI's taxonomy places the organism in Eukaryota, Ciliophora, Oligohymenophorea, Peniculida, Parameciidae. Gene Ontology annotation, molecular function: protein binding; calcium ion binding. The record is from RefSeq and is a predicted model, not a curated record. The transcript is spliced from 17 exons.
AUGUACAGAUACUAGGAAACAGACAGAUUGUCUCAACUUUCUCAACCUACUAAAAGAUCGAAAAAGUACACUUAAAACCAAUCAUUAAUGGUGAUGUCUAGACUGUAUGACAAUCAUUUUAAUCGUGAUCUCCACGGGAACCCUUGGAUUUCUCUAGGCACGUUCAAAUAUGACCGUACGAUCAAGUAUGAGCAUUCGGAUGCGGGCUUAUCAUACAGUAAUGUGAAGAUAAAGAAGUUACGAACAUUUUAAGAACUGUGGGAGAAAAAUGAGGAAAUUCAUAAUAAAAGUGAGCAGCAUCAAGGAUUUCGAGAAUUCAGAGAAUUCAGGGAUAUUUCUGAAGAGGACGUGAUCGUAACAAUUGAAUAUUGUACAAAUUGUCAUGAACACACAGGAUCUACCAAGCAUGAUGAAACACGCUAUCUGGCAUAUGCACAACAACUGAAAAAUGAAAUAUUGAAGAGAUUUCCAAUUGUCAAGGUCAUCUUGAAGCCUCUUCUCUACGACCAUCUUGAUCAUAGUAUCGACACAAUGUUUCUACAGAGAAGAUUAGGUUGCUUCGAAGUCUAAGUGGUGUCCAAAUAGAAGGGACAGUUGAAGUUUGCUGUAAUAGGAUCGAAAUUGAAUUCAAAAGCUUGGCCCUAAAUACCCAGCAUAAUUAACAAAUUACCAUAAUAUUUUAAGAAGGUUUCAUUCAAUAUAGACUUGAAAUAUGCUGAUUCUGAUCAGAAAAUCAAAAACACCGAUGUCAGAAUCCAACCCUACCGUCCCACACAACAGAGAACUCAAAGCCUGAUGUUCACUUCCAGAACCAACAAAAUCCUCAGACCUCAAAGUAGUCAAAGCAGACCGAAAUCAUCGUAUUCCAAUCUUUCUGGACAAACUCAAAAGACCGUCAAAGAUCAUGAAGAGACAUCAUACAAGAUUGAAAGAACUAACUAGGAUGGCAGAAUCACUUUGACUAAUGUGCCCUUGGAUGUGUAUGAAGUUAUAAUUGAAGAAACUAAUGACUUCUUAAGAAAAACACAUCUCAUUAAUCUAUUUUAAUUAAUUAGUGACGAUCUAACUCUUGAUUAAAUUAUUCCAUUAUGCAAAUAAACACACUCAUGCAUUGUUGUUGCUGUUACUUGUGAGAUGGCUCCAAUAACAGAGUGCAGAGUAGAAAUCAUCCCAUUGAAAGGAGGAAAAGAAGCAGUACUCAAAGAAUCUCCACCUGGAAGUGCCAAGUACGAAAUUGUAGUUGAGCCAAACUAAUUCUACAUUUUCAUCAAGAAAAUAGGAUAUCAAGUUUUUAAAGAGCAAAUACAAACCAGUCCUGGAGUUUGUGAAUACACUUACACUAUAGAAAAAGUCAACCAACCAGAAGAAGGCUAUGAUCCUGUCCAAGAUGCUUUAGACAAAAAGAAUUAAAUCAAGCCUUCAAAUGACUUAAGGAUAAGGAAGCCCAAGUAUUUGCAACCACCUUCUGGAUAACAAAGCGAAAUCAACCUAAUAUAAUUCUCAUUUAUUGAUUUAGUAGAGAAGACACCAGUCCCUAAUGUGUACAUCAAGGUUGUGGAUGAAUUGAAUAAGAAAUUGUACAGUUACAGAUCAAAUGAGCAUGGAAUAUGCAAGGCCUUGAUACAAAAGAAGAUUACUAAAGGUAGAAUCAUAAUUACACAUCCUUACUAUUAUGAUACAAGCAAAGAAAUCAAUGAGACUUAAACCAUAAAUUAAAACCCUAUUACUUAUUAUAUAAUUCAGAAACCACAAUAACACUCAUUGAUUGUCUUAAUUGUAAAUAAACCAAAUGAAGAAUUCUUGAACUUCUAUAUCAUUUAGGAGAAUAAACAAGUGAUUUAAGAAGAUUAGGAGAUCUAAUAGAUAUAAAAUCCAAAAGAUGGGAUCUAAUUGAUCAAAUUCUUGAAUUUGCAAAAUAAGAAAGACAUCUUACAGUUGGUGGCUUGUUUACCUAGAUUAAAAAUGGAUUAGGUCUAAGAGAUGUAUGUUUUAACUCCAGACAGAAUUGAGAAAUACAAUCUACCUACUCUUUCAGAAGAACAAGGGAUGUUAAAUCCUUAUUUUUGGAUCUUAGGAAGUCUAAAAGAGCCAUAUGAAACUUUUGAUGUUGUGAAUUAGAUUGUAUUUACAAAUCAACUAAAAAGCUAUCCAAACUUAACCAAAACUUAAUAGGAUGUCGAAGUCAUAUAAUGUGCAUUUUAGUCACCAAAUUUGAUUGUAGCUGCUAAUUAAAAGAAUGGCAGUGUAAGCAUAUGGAAUUUGGAUAAUUAUCUAAUUGAUAACACAAUAAAUAAUGUGUUGUCUGAUGCUGCUAACUCGAUUAUUAUUUGGGAUGAUGAUAAUGUGAUGUUAAGUGAUAAUAAUGGUUAAAUAGCCUGGCUAAGGAAAAACGAGGAGUCUCAAUUUGCUCUCCUAACAAGUCUCUCCAUUAACAGGAAGAUCAACACCAUGUGUAAGGUAGGUUCUGAAGGUUUAGUUUUAGGGAGUGUAGAUGGCAAGUUGAUCCUAUUGAAGGUUGAUUAGAGAUAGCUCUAAAUAAUGAUAGAUUCUGAGAUAGAGGUGGAAUCAACACCUUAGACUGUGGAACCGAUUAAUAAAAUAGUCUCCAUAACAAAUGAUUAGAUUGCUGCUUUAAGUGAUGGGAACAAAUCAAUCUAUAUUUAUAAGGUUGAAAAAUCACUUGAUAAACCUCUGAGUGCAACUUAACUCAAAUCAGUCUAAAUUAAAGGGUAUCAAAGUUGCGGUAAACCAGUGUUGCAGAUUCUCUCCUUGGAUUAAAAAUACUUAGUAUUCGGAGGUUUGGAUGGGAUACUACAUACUCUAAGUAUAGAUACUCUUGAAAGGGGACCUAAUAUCAGUCUAAAUUCAGAUUUAUAAGUUAGUAGUGUGUUAUCGAAUGAAGAUGGCGUCCUUAUUACUUAAGGCAAUUUUAUAACAUUUAUCCAUUUACCCGAAACCAUUUAAGAUUUAAAAGCAUAAAAUCAUAAGUAUUUUUAAUCUCCUGUGAAAUUGUAUGGUGGAGAUUGUGUGGCUUAUGAGAAAAGAUUGUUGACAUUUACAACUUAAGGGAAGAUGGUAGUUUGGUCACUCUAGGAUAAAUAAUUCCCACAGAUAAGCAAUUUUUUGGUGGAUUCCGAAUUUCCUCACAAUCUAAAACCUGAUCGUUGUUCCUAUUUGUUAGUUGAUGCAGCAAUUCCAAAAGAGAACUUUAGUGUGUAUUUGAUUAAAGAAAACGGAGAAACCAUGAAGGAGUCGAAUUAAAUAAUAAAAUUUGAAAGAAAGGAGAAAUACUUUUAUAUAGAGAUUGACUAAUCACAAUAGUAAGGUUUAUGGAGAUUGGGAGCAUAACUAUAGAAUACCGAGUUGAUUAGAUAGAGACAACCUAAGAUCUAUUUUAUUUAACCUCAUGGAUUCCAAGUUCUAAAUUUUCCACAAUAAAUACCAAGCAGUCGUAAGUAAAUUUAUCAUUGGUUUAUUGGAACUUUAAUUCCUAAUAUCGAAAUGCUCAAAACUUGUGCUUUGUACACAGAUACAUAGAUAGUAGGAAGGUUUCCGUCUUUAGAAUUGAUAAAACAUGAAGGGAAAAUAAAUUAAAUGAUGUUUAUAAAUAAGGAUGAAUUUAUUACAGCAGGUGAGGACAAACAAAUAAUAGUUUGGAAUGCUUAAAAGUUCAGUAUCAAUAAGGUUCUACAGCAUGAGGCAGAAAUAUUGAGUGUGCAUAUCCAUAAUGGGAUGGUAUUGGCAGGAAAUAAGGAGGGCACUGUGAUUGGAUGGAAAUAACAUGAUAACAUAUGGUAAAUGGAUAUAAAAUUCAAAUUUCAUGAGAAGGGCGUGUAUUCCAUCAUUUAUUUGGAUGGAAGUAUCGUGACAUCUUCUGAGGAUAGGAAAAUACAAUUAAUUAAUUACACGACUGGUGCUUUGGAACAUGCUGAACCUGUAGACAGAACCUUUGUGAUCUCAAUGGUGGCCUACAAUAAAGAUUCAUUUGCAGCUGGAUUCCCUGAUGGGAGAGUGAAGACCUACAAAAGAGAAAAGACUGGUCCAAAGAUAAUCCUUAAGACAUUACGCACAGUUGUCACUACUAAGGUGUAGCAUUUGUACCUGAUAAAUAACACUCAAGUAUUGGUUGGAGGAAUGGAUAAACUGGGGGAGAUCUUGAAUGUCGAGCAAGGAACCAAAUUAAAAACAUUAAAAGAUGGACACACCGGAUAAAUAUUAUGCAGUCUCAUCUACAGUAAACACCUCAUUACAGGUGGUUCAGAUGGGAGAUUAAGCAUUUGGAAUCCGGAUAAAGGAAUGCUGAUUAAAACCUAUGAAUUGACUAAGGAAGAGAUUAGAGCGUUGUUGAUUGUGGGACGAUUGCUGAUAACUGCAAGUAUGGGAACACUUCAUUAUUAGGCUCUAAUGGAACAAUCCGUAUAUGGCAAGAAAUUUGUCCAUUUAUUGAAUAGAUCCCUCCAGAAGAAGAACCAGAACAGUAAUAGUGAUUUAUAUAAUUCAAUAAAAUAAUUAAUGAGACCCUACACAAGUACUCCUCAAAUUUAGCACAGGGAACCAGCACAUUCUGCUAUUGAGUUUCGGCAUAAUGUUCAACAUUAUAAACCCAAAUUCUAUGUAACCAAGGCGCAUCAGGAUUCAAAUGAAUAAUUCCUUGCAAGCAAAACAAGAGAUCCACCCAAUUCCAGAGUAUUCAAGAAGACUAUUCCCAAUACCAUGGUUUAAGACAAGGAAAGAUUAUAUGAGGAACUUAAUAAGACUAAACAAUUGUGUAACAGUCUAAAAUUGGAUAAUCACUAGCUUAAGGCUUAAUUAAAAAGUUAGGAAACUGCCAUGCUCAAAUGUAGUGAUGUACAUCGUAAUUUUAUCUAGCCCCUGAUUGAAGAGUACCAAUCUUCUCUUACUAAUGCUAUGGCUUAGCAGUAUAGGAAACAACCAAAUGAAGUCCCACAAUCUACUAUUAUUUUAUAAUUGAAGAAACAGAAUAAGGAGUUAAGAGAGGAGCUGGAGGAUUUUAAGGAGGAAAUGAUAAGAGUGAAGAGGAGUGCCAAAUUGACCAAAAUCUAAGAAUUAGAAGCCGAAUUGAAGAAUUACUCAGAUGAAUCUUUACGACUCAAGUAGCUUCUUCAUCAAUAAAUACUGAAUACUAUGAAUCCUAAUCAAACAGAAUAAAGUCUUGAAGAUCAAAUUCUUACUUUGUAAGAAGAGUUGCAGAAAUACUAAUCUCAACAAGAACAUCAAAAUUAAGCGCUUAAGAAAGCUCAAGGAGAAAUUAAACAUCUGAAUGCUGUGAAUUAGGAGCUGGAGUAGAAUUAUUAGAAAAGCAUUAAAGAAAAGACUUAAGUUAAGAAACAAUUAUCUUCAUUAGAAGAAUAAUUUAAUAAGGCUUAAUUGAAUGAUCCCUUGUUUAAGAGAGGGUAGGAUGUUACCUAGAUGAAGUUGGAAUUAGAAAAAAAGGUUGUCGAAAAUAAUCAGUUAAAAAAUGAUAAUAUGAUUAAAGAUCGAAGGGUUCAUGAAUUAGAAAAAUCACUCAAAGAUGUCACCAGUACCUUCUAGGAUAAAUUAAAUACAGUCACAAAGGAAAAAGAAAGCUUUAAAGAGAAAUACGAAAAGUAAAAGCAGGAGCUCAUUGAGUUGCAGGAUAAAUAUUAACAAUUGUUUUUCAACAGUAACAGAAAUCUACAAUCAUCACAAGUAUACAGUGGUAAGAGAGACCCAGUCUUUACAGUGCAAUCUUAAGAGGACAUCCAGAAUCAGAGGAGAAAAUCACAGGAACUUACACCUGAAGUGUAAAAGCAGAAUGACACAGUAUAAUAGAAUUCGCAAUCUACUUUGUAGGAGAAACAAAGUUAUAGAAGAAAAGUGCAAAGAAAGUUGAGUUCAAUUCGGUAGGAUGAUAUUGAGGAGUUGCUCACUUAAUUAAGAUAUAAACUAAGGGCACAGAACAUCAGAAAUGCUGAAUUAGAAUUGUAUCUGUUUCGUUCGAAAGACACAAAUGAGACAUCCCUAGGAGAAAUGAUAUAGAUUCUACAAAACAAACCUUUUAAUUUAAAUCAAAAUGAAAGCGUUUUGAUAUCACGCUAUUUGAUUGAACCUUAUGGUGAGAAGGAAAUCACUUAUAACAUCAAUUUAACCAAAGAAAAUGAAAGCAUUAUGCAGACUCUCAUCAGAGCAAUUGGCAAAUACAAUAUAUUGGUUGGAGAGGAUAAAAUUCAAAUGCAUGAACAAAUAAGACAAAAACUCAAUGAAAAAAAGGAUGAUUUGAUGGCAUAUUUGAAACCAAAGAAAUAACAAGGAAGUUCACAAUAAUCAAUAGCUGCUCAAUUGCCUGGCAGUUUAGUGAAUAGACAACAAUUCAAAACAGCACUGUUGUAGACUUCCUUGGAUGAGGAAUAGACAGAUGUCCUGUUAUAAACAAUAUAUGAAUAGACCUAGGAUUUCAAUUUCAUUGAUUUAGAUAUGGUGUUCUCGACUUGGCCAAGUUCAGGACCUAUUAAAAUAACCAGAGCUUAAGUAGAAUAAUCGAAUGAGGAUGGCGAAUUACCUGAUAUUGUACGUGAAUGCAUCGACAGUUUGUUGGAGUAUGCCAAUAAAAAUGGCUUAUCAAUCUUAGACUUAAGAAAGCAGAUUGAUGAAGAUAAUAGUGGUAAUGUGGAGAGAACUGAAAUGAAGUAGUUUUUGCUCAAAUGUGAAAUUCAAUUAAACAAUGAACAGUAUGAUUUAAUUUUAGAUCAUUUUGAUUUGGAAGGGGAUGGUCGAAUAUCAACCAAUGAUAUUGGGAUUGUAUUGAAUAAAGCAUAUAAUCAGAAGAUGUAGGCCAUGAAGGAGCAGAGAAGUGCAAAGAAAACUUCGAAAUAAAUCUUAAAUAUGGUGGCUACUCACUUUUUGUAAUUCAUGUAAGCCAACAAGUUAGAUCUCUUCGAGGUAUUUAAGACUAUCGAUCAGGACUACUCUGGAUCUGUGAGUAAGGAUGAGUUUAAAUAAAUGUUGAGGACUAGAAUUGUAAUUCCUUUGGAUUAGGAAGAGUAUGCUGAUUUUUUCAAACUGAUUGAUAAUUCGAAUGAUGGAUAAAUACACUUCAAUGAGUUUCAAUAGCACAUGAUACCUGAGAUUGAGAAGAUUAUUUAGAGACCCUAUCAUGAAUUGUUAAAAUGA